Molecule: messenger RNA, 784 nt
Organism: Hyposmocoma kahamanoa
Lineage: Eukaryota; Metazoa; Arthropoda; Insecta; Lepidoptera; Cosmopterigidae
Product: UPF0389 protein CG9231
Exons: 2
Coding region: 202-651 (149 amino acids)
Source: RefSeq, a predicted model, not a curated record
CUUGGCUGUAUGGCGCAUAAGUGCCUUUGCCUUUUCUAAUGGAAAAAACAGUACAAAAAUUAAAUUGUCAAAUGUCACAAUUUUUAAAUGUUAUUCAAUACGACGGAGCCAUAAGUACAAAAGUUGAAGUUAUUUAACUAAAGCAAGAGAUUGGAUCUUUGGUGUAGAUACCGCGCUAGAGUGUACCACUAUAGUACUAUCAUGUACAGGAUACUGUGGAUAAGGUCAUGUACUCAUACAGUAAGAAAGAAUAUGUGUAGUCAGCCUGCUCGAGGGCAGCCUCCUACGGCAGCAACAGGCAGCGCAAGCGCCGCUCCAGGAACGGAAACAAUCAACCACAACAUCUCCCCUCAAUACAGGCCUUCAGAAUUGCAGAAAUUUAUCCUAGUAUGGACAAAGAAGUACAAGAGCAAGGAAGAGAUUCCAAACUUCGUGUCACCAGAUUUGAUUCAGAAGUCUCAAAGUCAAGCGAGAAUCAAAAUUGCAAAUGUAUUAAUGCUAUUGACCGCUCUAGCUAGUUUGGGAGCCAUACUUUCUGGUAAAGCUGCAGCCAAGAGAGGAGAAUCAGUCCACCAAAUGAACAAGGACUGGCACCAGAAAUACCAAGAGAACUAUGAAAAGCAACAUGGCAUACAGCCAGUGGCCAAAUAAAUUAUGCAUAAAAUUAUAUAAGGCAAUAGAAAACUGUUUGCUAUUCUGUAUGUUUAUAAUUAUACUGGUGUAACCACAAUGUAAAUAAACACUGGUAGUAAUAAAAUUUGUCUUACUAAAUGUAAACCCAAGC